GAAGUUUACGGACGGUUGCAAGCUUUUAUGAGGCGAGCUCAGACACAAAAUUAAACUUGAGAAUUUGAGAGUUUCCAGUGGUUUAAUUCCCCCUUCCCUACUUUAUGGCUUCCAGUUCCAACAUGGACAUAGAGGGCGCGACCCAGCACCUUCGGGACAUCUUAAAACUGGAUCGUCCCGGUAAUUCGGCCGAUCCCUCUUUGGUAGAGAGCCAGAGAAAACCAUCUUUCAAUGGAGAGUUGAAUGGUGUUCUUGGAGCGGAUCUUAUGGGAGCAGGAGGACUUGCGGCAAUGGUGGAGCCAACUACUCACAACUCAGACAAACUUAAUGGACAGGACACGCAGACUAUCUGUCUUUCAGGAGACGAUGGGUCCACCUGUGUCCCCAUCAGAGCAAACAAUGUGGAAAUUGUGUCCAGUCGUGACUCUAGUAUUGACAGUAAGGCUCGUGGCAGCAACAAGGUUAAAAUUCAGCCAGUGGCCAAAUAUGACUGGGAGCACAAAUACUACUAUGGCAAUUUAAUAGCCGUGUCUAACUCAUACUUGGCUUAUGCCAUCAGAGGUGCAAACAAUCAUUCUAUGAUCCGAGUGCUGCGGCUGGGAUCAACGGAGCGUUCGCUGCUGAAGGGCUUCACAGGUGCAGUCACAGACCUUGCUUUUGCCCACUUGGACUCCACCCUGUUGGGCUGCGUGGAUGAGGCUGGAAACAUGUUCAUUUGGCAACUCACUAGCCACAGCAGCAAAAUACAAGAUGAAGUGUUAGUUCACAUCCGAAGUCCUGAGGACACUCCACUAAAUUCCAACCGCAGACUCAUCUGGUGUCCCUUCAUCCCGGAGGACAAUGAUGAGAACCCAGAGGAUGCGUGUCAGACAUUGGCACUCCUUCAUGAAGACAGAGCUGAGGUUUGGGAUCUCGACAUCCUCCGAUCCAGUUACAGUUCAUGGCCUGUGGAUGCCACUGACCUGAAAGAGGGUUUCAUCACCAUUAGAGGACACACAGCACGCAUUAGUGAGGGAGCGCUGUCCCCUGAUGGCACUGUCUUGGCCACAGCCAGUCAUGAUGGAUAUGUGAAGUUUUGGCAAAUCUACAUUGAAGGACAGGACCAGCCCAGAUGCCUGCAUGAAUGGCAGCCACAUAAUGGACG
This is a messenger RNA of Sinocyclocheilus anshuiensis, 1144 nucleotides long. RefSeq names its product enhancer of mRNA-decapping protein 4-like. The record is from RefSeq and is a predicted model, not a curated record. Gene Ontology annotation, biological process: deadenylation-independent decapping of nuclear-transcribed mRNA. Lineage: Eukaryota; Metazoa; Chordata; Actinopteri; Cypriniformes; Cyprinidae. The annotation marks the transcript as partial. The transcript has 9 exons. Gene Ontology annotation, cellular component: P-body. Gene Ontology annotation, molecular function: protein binding.